Anthostomella pinea is the source of this 1959-nucleotide messenger RNA. Lineage: Eukaryota; Fungi; Ascomycota; Sordariomycetes; Xylariales; Xylariaceae. The record is from the annotation of a GenBank genome assembly.
AUGGCCCCUGGUUCAUCUGUCGAAGACCGCCGGCGGGAGCGAAUUGCUCAAUCACUGGAGAAUGGUAAACUCCACUACAGCCUGGGAGAGCUUGGAAAAGCCGCGGCAUGCUUCAAGCGUGCCAUCAAUGCCUGCGCCUGUGGCAUGCAGCUCAGAGACACGGUGUGUAUCUGCAAGAAUAUCCUCGAUGCAAUUGAGGACGGAAAUCUGGAGGACGCACUCAAGAAGAAGUGUAUCUGCUCGGCAAAGUCUACCAGACACUGCUACGACCCUCACCACAUGAAUGCCCUCAACUAUCUUGCUGCCGUGUGUGAAAAGCAGGAAAAACUUGACCAGGCCUCAAUCCAUGGGCAGAACCUCAUCACCAUCGCGCCGUAUGAAGCUAAGGGCUACCUCCGCCUGGCGAAGGUUCUGCGCUUGCAGACAGAGGCGAGUCUUGCCAUUGCUACAUACCAGGAAGGCAUUUACAUCAUCUCGCAAAAGGACAAGUACGAUGGUUCUCUGCCGACAAUGCACCAGAUGAUGACGAGAGUUAAAAAGUCAAUCCGGUUUGACUUUGUCCAACGUCUGCCCAUUGAAAUCAGCACAGCCAUUUUUGAGCUUGCCGGUUUUCGCGCUACGUGCCGUUGUCUACGAGUCUCGACGACCUGGAAGAAGUAUCUCACCAACACUGGUGAGAUGAAGAGACUGUGGCAGGUACAAGCCUUCCGGGCUUGGAAACCAAAGGGUCCAAUCAAGACCCAGGCACUGGUGAAGUACGUGGCAUACGCUGACAAGCACGUGACUCACUUUUCCGUGGAAACUUGUACCGAGUUCAAGUUCGACAUGCAGAAACUGGCCGUCGUAUUUCAAGCAUGCCGCACUCUAGAGAACCUGAAGCUUCGGGUCCCUUGUUACCCCUCCAACAUACUUCCCAUCAGCAUACGGUACCCGCAACUGAGAAGAUUGUACCUGGGCCUUGGUGUAAAGGCCACCCGGGCCUUUGUCGAGGCGAUUGUCCAGGCGUCCGCAGAGACGCUAGAGGAGCUGUCGAUCUUUGAUAUCGACAGUAACAACGUCGCUGACGGCGAAGUGAUGCCACGAGAGUGGCCUCGCAUGGAGAACCUGAAAACACUAAGACUGUCCGCCGGAGGACGUCAGUGUCAGCUUACGCUGUCGGGCCUAAUGGUCAACACCCCGAACGUCGAAGAGGUCUGGUUCGAGGGUCUGGCGCUGUUCUUCUUGAACGAGCAUACCGGCUGGAAGAACGUCAAGAAGCUCUACCUCGGCGAAGGCGUGAGCAUUCCCGUGAUCGCUGGAGGAGCCCUGAUCAGCCCUAGUAUCCGCGAGCUCCAUCUUGCGGGAGGGGUCGUGCUUCAACUGUGCGGAUUUAGUCGGGCGAAUCACAACGCCUACACCGCGUGGCUACACGGCACUCACCCAAUCCACAGCAGCGUCAACUUCGCCAACCUGGCUCAGCUCGAGAAGCUCAGCCUACGCUACCUUGGCCCUGUUGGACCCGGCUACCUUGACUCUUGGGUUAAACCGAGCAUGGAGUCGGGCACUAUUAGGGAACUAGAACUCAAGAACUUCCCUUUCUCGAACUUCCCCGACGACCAGGACGGCGAAGAAAUCACAUGGUUCACCAGCAACAAGCUGACACACCUAGGCAUCACAGGCCUGACCCAGGAGGUCGGCUUUGCUAUCAAUAGCGCCGAGGAUUGGCUGGUGGAUUUCGUCGCUCGGUUCCCCUCCCUGAAGGGCCUCGAUAUUGGCCAGGAAUUGAUCAGUGACGCAACCUUGGGCACCAUCAUUAAGAUGGGUGUUAGAACCAUUUUCCAUCGCCAUGGGCGCUUUCAGGACGACGAGCUGGUGGCCUGGGCUGCACGACAAGGCAGCACCAUUGUCGACGGCCCUAACUUCUGGUCUGUCUCUCAGCACCCCGACCGCUGCCCGCCAUCGACCCGGGGAGGUUGGUAG